AUGGUAAAGAACCUCAAGAAUAAACAUAGAUUAGAUCUGUUGGGAUUGAUUGAGACCAAACGGGAGAUAGUGACGAGAUAUGAUGUGGCAAGAAUAUGGGGGCAAGAUGGUGCGGGUUGGGAAUAUGUAGAAUCUGAAGGUGCAGCAGGUGGAAUUCUAUUAAUAUGGGAUGAAUCAGUGUUUAAGUUGAAUAAUUGCUAUAAAGGGGAGAGAUGGCUAUAUGUUGAAGGGGUUCUGGUGAAGAGUAGUUUCAACUGUGCAUUUUUCUUGGUAUAUGGUGCACAUGACAGGGAUACAAAAUUGAAGGUGUGGGAAGAGCUGAGCUAUAUAGCUAGGUUAUGCCAGGUGCCGAGUUGUUAUAUGGGAGAUUUUAAUGAAAUAGUACAUGUGGAGGAGCGACAAGGAGCGGAUGGGUUAUCUAGGUCUGCGGAAGAAUUCAAGGCUUGGAUACAAGAUAUAGAGUUAGUGGACUUGCCGCUCAAUGAUCGUAUGUUCACAUGGUUUCGGGGACGAUCUUGUAGUCGUAUUGAUAGAGCUCUGGUUAGCCUGGAGUGGUUAGAGCAGUUCCCGGAGACGAGGAUACAAGGUGGACCGAGAGGAUUGUCAGAUCAUUGUCCUAUUAUAUUAGAAGACAACAAACAAAGGGGAGGUCCAAGGCCAUUUAGAAGCUUAGAUUCCUGGUUUACACAUGAAGGGUUCCUCAGAAUGGCUCAGAGGAGUGGAGAGGAUUAG
This is a messenger RNA of Arachis ipaensis, 732 nucleotides long. RefSeq lists its product as uncharacterized. The record is from RefSeq and is a predicted model, not a curated record. NCBI's taxonomy places the organism in Eukaryota, Viridiplantae, Streptophyta, Magnoliopsida, Fabales, Fabaceae. Gene Ontology annotation, molecular function: catalytic activity.